AUGGAUCUUCAACCAAACGUUGCGGCUAGUGUCUAUCUAGCAACAACAUUUUUAUGUAUAGCAAUAGCACUUGCAAUUCCAUAUCAAUUCUUUCAAAUCCUUCGAUAUACACGACGUCAGAAGAACCCGCAGUUAAUCGAUCUCCCUACAGUAUCACGAGAAAAAAUAACACCAGAAACAAGUAAUGAUUACUCAAUGUCAACUGCUUUUAAUGUUGCAGUUCCAGAAGUCAAAAAAAUUCGUUGGGGAUUAAUGGUUAUUGCACAUAAAAUAUGGAACUAUGGAAUUUUUGUGUUUGGUUUUGGAGAUCAAAGCGUUGGGGAAAUUGCAAUCUUCUUGGCGUAUAUUGUGUUGAAUCUGACCUUUGUUCAUAUAUCAUUUCAAUCGGGUGAAAGUAUAAAUACCGAUUUCGCGGAUAGGACCGCUUAUUUGGCACUAGCGAAUUCAGCGUUUGUUUUUCCAUUAGCCACAAGAAAUUCGGUAUUUUUAACGUUAUUGGGUGUGCCAUUUGAACGUGUAAUCAAAUAUCAUCGAUGGGUGGGUCGAAUGAUUUUCUUCAUGAUUGCAUUUCAUGGAGCAUCUCAUAUACAAGAUCAAUACAAAUCCACAAAUUCAGUAUAUGACACUCUUUUUGGCGACAAAAAAUACUUUAACGGAUUCUUGGCAUUCAUGUCUCUGGUAGUGAUAAUGUUAACUUCUCACUCGGUUGUUCGUCGUUUCGCUUUUGAAGUAUUCUAUUGGUCGCAUUUCAUUUUUAUUUUCUUUGUAAUUUUCGGUAUUUUACAUACUGAGUGGUUCACAUCAUUUGUGCUAUUUGGAAUUAUAUUGUACAUUAUCGACCGUUUUGUGCGCGCUUUUCUUUCUUUCCGCGCGAGAAAAGUCAUAUCGAUCGAUGCAAUACAAACGGGAGUGACACGCGUUGUUUUCGAGUCUAAUUUCUUUUACGAGGCUGGACAAUACGUGUUUGUUAGCUUCCCGAAUUUGGGGUCUCCGUUAUUAUCUUUUCUGAGGUGGCAUCCAGUUUCGUUGUCUUCAGCUCCGAGUGCAAGUGAUGGAUCGGAUCAGGCGACUUUUCAUUUGAAGUGCGCAGGCGGAUUCACGAAAAGUUUAUAUGAGAGAGCACAAAAUUUGAAUGUUUCUUUAAAGUUAAAGGUUGAUGGCCCAUACGGAAAAACCAGUAUUGAUUUCAUGGAAUAUCAGACAGUGCUGCUGGUGGGUGGUGGAAUUGGAAUUACGCCAAUAAUUAGUUUGUUACGUGAUUUGGUGGACCGUCAGAUUACUGGUUUUCCCCUUGUUACUCAAUCUAUUUAUUUCGUUUGGGUUAUCCCUGAUCUUGACUCAUAUGCAUGGUUCUCGAGUGAAUUCGCCGAACUUAGAAACCGCGCCUCAGCGUCAUUAGCAGCUACAAAAUACCUGCUUGACAUCAAAAUAUUUCUCACAAAAUCAGAGACCACUCCGUCUUCGAUCUUUUUCAAAGGUCGACCGGACUUCGAACAUCUUCUACACAAAAUUAAGGAUUUCCAUGGGUCCGGAGAUAUUGCAGUUGGUGCUUGUGGUCCUACACCGAUGAUUCGGGAGAUUAGAAAGGCGGCGGUUAACCGGAGCGAUGCUAUGGGGUUGAUUAAAGUUCACACAGAGACUUUUGAACUAUAG
Ambispora leptoticha is the source of this 1653-nucleotide messenger RNA. Lineage: Eukaryota; Fungi; Glomeromycota; Glomeromycetes; Archaeosporales; Ambisporaceae. The record is from the annotation of a GenBank genome assembly.